Molecule: messenger RNA, 312 nt
Organism: Parnassius apollo (apollo)
Lineage: Eukaryota; Metazoa; Arthropoda; Insecta; Lepidoptera; Papilionidae
Source: the annotation of a GenBank genome assembly
AUGGAGGGCGAGUGCUCGGAGAGCGCGGAGGGCUGGCUGUUGGUGCGCGUGCACGUGCCUGAGCUCAACGUCCAGAAAAGCCUGCAGUUCCCACGCGACCAGCUCGUGUGGGACGUGAAGCAGCAGUGUCUCGCCGCCUUGCCCAAGACCCUAGUUGAAUCACUUCUGAGGGAUGUGAAAUACCGUAAAAUUUUGUCAAUAUUCACAACACAACAUUGGUCUGCCAUCGCUUCUCCAUCGUUUGUUACAGCAGUCUUGCCCGAACAAGCCGCAGAAAUCGGAAAUCCACUUGAAGUUCUCUUAAAAUCAUAA